AUGCUGUCAGGUGUGCGGCUGUGUGUCCGCCGCUCGGUCCGUGGCAUGAGUUGGUCACCGCGUCAGAUCAACCGAUGGCCGCGCGACCAGUCUUCCGAGCCUCCCACUGACACUCCUCGCGUCCUCAUCACAGGUGGCCUGGGACAGCUCGGAGUUGGAUUGGCUCAAAUGCUGAGGCAGCAGUAUGGAAAAGAAAACGUCAUCCUGUCGGAUAUUAGAAGGCCUCCUAAUGAGGUUUACAACAUGGGUCCGUUUGUGUACGCUGAUGUGCUGGAUUAUAAAAACCUGAGGGAGCUAGUUGUGAAUAACCGAAUCACCUGGCUGGUCCAUUAUAGUGCUUUACUUAGUGCUGUAGGGGAGGCCAAUGUGGCGCUCGCUCGCACCAUCAAUAUUACAGGUCUUCAUAAUGUGUUAGAUCUGGCCCUUGAGAACUGCUUGCGACUGUUUGUGCCCAGUACAAUUGGAGCAUUUGGCCCUUCGUCACCCCGCAAUCCAGCCCCUGAUCUAUGUAUCCAGAGGCCUCGGACCAUUUAUGGAGUUUCCAAAGUCCAUGCUGAGCUGAUGGGGGAAUAUCUCCACCAUAAAUACGGUCUGGAUUUCCGAUGCUUGCGAUACCCCGGGGUCGUAUCUGCUAACACCAACCCAGGGGGAGGCACUACUGAUUAUGCUGUCCAGAUCUUUCAUGAUGCCCUCAGCACAGGCCGGCAUGAAUGUUACUUACGCUCCAACACUCGGCUUCCCAUGAUGCACAUCUCUGAUUGCCACAGGGCUACUGUAGAGUUCAUGCAGGCCCCUGAGAGCCGGCUAUCCCUUCGUACUUACAACAUCGCAGCCGUGAGUUUCACACCUGAGGAAGUGGCGGAAGAAAUCCGCAAGCACCUGCCCCAUCUGAAGGUCACGUACAAUCCUGAUAUCAUCCGACAGACUAUCGCGGACAGCUGGCCAGAGCGAUUUGAUGACUCUAAUGCACGUCAGGAUUGGGGCUGGAAGCCUGUUUAUGGACUGGCAGAGAUGGUCACAGACAUGUUAGCCUCCAUCCAUAAAAAGAGAAGCAAUGCAGGACUACCUGUCAGCUAGCAGGUUGUCUCAGAGACACAGUUCAUCGGCAUUUGGGACCCUUUUCAAACAUUCAGUGAAAUAGGGAGCUAAGUUUCCUCAGGCCAGGGGCCUCAUUUAUAAAGCGUGCAAGCAUGCAAAGGUUGUGAUCUAUAAAAAAAAUGAACUUAGUGGGAGAAUGGGCUUGCAUUGCAGGAUUCGAGGAUGAUUCAUGUACGCACACUUACAGGUGAUCUGUGAUUUAUAAAGGGGACAUUGCUUUGUUUUAUAAGUCUUAAUAUUUUUGCUGCAUGCCAUUUUUGGCUUUUGUGCAUAUGUAGACUUUUAGUAAGGAUCCUACGCACAGUUUUAUAAAUGAGGCCCCUGGUCCCUUCCUAAGAUCUCUUUAAUAGUUUAAAGUCCUCAUUUAACAAAAGAGUGAAAACUCUUACAAAUGUACAAAACAAAACACUGUCAGAUUCUCAUAAAGCUCAGGGGUCUCUCUUUCUUUCUCAACUAUUUUUAUACAGUUGUACAUAAAAACAGCAAUAAAAUAAUUAUUUCAGUUUAAACAUUAUAC
This is a messenger RNA of Paramisgurnus dabryanus, 1615 nucleotides long. RefSeq names its product L-threonine dehydrogenase 2 (gene tdh2). The record is from RefSeq and is a predicted model, not a curated record. NCBI's taxonomy places the organism in Eukaryota, Metazoa, Chordata, Actinopteri, Cypriniformes, Cobitidae. Gene Ontology annotation, molecular function: L-threonine 3-dehydrogenase activity. Gene Ontology annotation, biological process: L-threonine catabolic process.